Mesorhabditis spiculigera is the source of this 1755-nucleotide messenger RNA. NCBI's taxonomy places the organism in Eukaryota, Metazoa, Nematoda, Chromadorea, Rhabditida, Rhabditidae. The record is from the annotation of a GenBank genome assembly.
AUGCGAUGGGCUGUUCUCUUCCUAUUUCACGGUGGCUUCGUCGCAGCACACAUGAGCCUCACAAAUCCACCAGCCCGAUAUCCGCCGCUUGAUUUCUUGGACUCAGCCAGAACGAAGGGCCCAUGCGGGGUGCCAAGGCCACGCAGCGCCGAAUUCACGCCGUACGCCGUUGACGAGAAGGUGAACGUCACUUGGCGGAUGCAGUACCCACAUCAGGGCGGUUUCCGGAUCCGGCUGCUCGACCACGACGGGCGCGAGCUGGAGUACCUGACGAACAACGGCACCUACUUUGUCGGGAUGGAGGAUCAGACUUCGCAAAGUGUCGAAGUCGUCUUCAAGAAACCCUGUCGGCAGUGUACGUUGUUGUUGGAACGGCAGGCGCUCGAAUGGGGGUUGUCGUACACGUUCCGCUCCUGUGCCGACAUCAACGUCGAGAAGGCGCUACCAAAGGACGAAGAUGCAUGCUCACAGAGAGGCACACCGCUCGCUGACGAUUCGUGUGACUGCAACCGGGGAUGGGAGGGCGACAAGUGUCAGUUCAAAGUUGAAUGCAAAAAAGAUGGUGACUGCGGCCCAGCCGGCCUCUGCGUCCAGCAACCAGGCCAGCUAAUCCGCAAAAUCUGCGCCUGCCCCUAUGGUUUCUUCGGGACCCAUUGCCAGAGAAAAUUCCCUGGCAAGACGAACGACUGUGUCGGGUACGACUCGCUGAACAACGACAAGUUCUCGCAGUACGGCAUGUUCAACCCGGAGUGCUAUAACGCAAAGGAACUGCCGAACAACGACACGAUCUACUUCAGAAAGUCUGAUAAAGACGUCGAGAUCAUCCUCGACAUGGCGACAACAUCGUGGCUGGCGUUGGGGUGGCGCCCGCUAGAGUUGUCCCCCACUUGCCGCCUGUUUCCGGACCUUGAAGGAGUCAGCCGAAAAAAGCGCUCUGCCAACGAAACCAUAUUGCCUGAAGAAUCCUUAAUCGAAGACCCCACGUUUCUGGACGCACCGGAAACAGCGGAGCAAGAAGGACCCGCACCCAAGCUUCCGGAAAAUAAUGGCUUCCUACGUGGUGCCCUCGACGCUCCGCUGCACGCUAUGGACUGCGUGGAUUUGGUGACGGCGGCCGUGAUUGAUGGCCGGCUCCUCAUUCGGGACAUGUACUCCCGGGAUCGGAGCACACCGCUUGAUGACUUGUGGUACGAGGGCGAGGACUCGUUGGUAGGGGCGGCAGGUAUCGAAGUCGAUGGCAGAACCGUGGUGAUGUUCCGAAGAUGGAGCCAGGAAAUCGAGCCGACCGAUCACCCACUAGGCCCGGGUCCGAUGCACGGUUCCUACUCUCAUGCGGCUCCAUCGGCGCUAACCGGUUCUCGGCAUACAAACUCCAUGUUCUAUCCGGACGAUUUUCUGAAAUAUCACGGAAAUGUCAAUCGAGGGCAAACCGUCCUGGAUUUCCACGUCUCGGUGCCAGGAAGACCAGAAGAGGACACGAAAGAGUUGAUCGAAACCAUUAUGGAAGAAGAGAAACCGCUCACACCAGCCAGGAGGCCGAUAGCUAGACCGGUGGACAAUACCGAAAAUGUUGACAACAACCUACUGCGACUCCAAGAAGUCCCAGGCAAUGACGUUGAGAAGAAUCUCGUCGACCCACCUUCACCCCAGGCCCCCGGAAGCGCCAAGUCCAACACUGAUCCCGGAAAUUCGGCAUUCACUCUGCCGCGCUUCAAUCUACUGCCAAUUUUUGUUGUCCUAUUAUAUCGACCACUC